Messenger RNA from Etheostoma cragini (Arkansas darter), 6631 nucleotides. Its product is annotated as kinesin-like protein KIF13B. The record is from RefSeq and is a predicted model, not a curated record. NCBI's taxonomy places the organism in Eukaryota, Metazoa, Chordata, Actinopteri, Perciformes, Percidae. Bases 191 to 6343 code for a protein of 2050 amino acids. Gene Ontology annotation, cellular component: adherens junction. Gene Ontology annotation, biological process: microtubule-based movement; regulation of protein localization. Gene Ontology annotation, molecular function: microtubule binding; microtubule motor activity; ATP binding. The transcript has 41 exons.
GCAAGUGGAUCCACACUGGGGCGCUGAGUUCCCUCUCAAACCAACCGGCGAGUGUGUACAGAGCAGAGCGCAACUUGGGAACCUGGAAGCUUAAAUCUCACAGCAAAUCCCCAUUAGCUGCGAGUUGACAUGGCUUGACUGAUCUCAGAGGGAAGUUUCAGGAAAUGCAACAGGUGGCGGAGCGGAGGGAAUGAACUGUGCGCUGCCGUCAGGUGGCACCAUGGAGGACAGCAGCCUCAAUGACUCCAACGUAAAGGUCGCUGUCCGUGUGCGACCAAUGAACAGGAGAGAAAAAGAUCUAAAGACAAGAUGUGUGGUGGAGAUGGAGGGGAACCAGACCGUUCUGCAUCCGGCCGUCACCAACAUGAACAAAGGAGACCCCCGAAAUCAGCCAAAGGUUUUUGCCUACGACCACUGCUUCUGGUCAAUAGAUGAAUCUCGGAAAGACAAGUUUGCAGGUCAGGAUGUAGUGUUCCAGUGCCUCGGGGAGAGUCUGCUGGACAGCGCCUUCAUGGGCUACAAUGCGUGCAUCUUUGCCUACGGACAGACAGGCUCUGGGAAGUCUUACACCAUGAUGGGCUCAUCGGAGCAGCCCGGUCUGAUCCCGCGGCUCUGCAGCUCCCUGUUCGGCCGGACUGUGCAGGAGGCUCGGGAGGGGGAGAGCUUCACCGUGGAGGUCUCCUACAUGGAGAUCUACAACGAGAAGGUCCGAGACCUGCUCGACCCCAAAGGAAAUCGCCAAGCGCUGAGAGUAAGAGAGCACAAAGUUUUGGGGCCUUAUGUUGAUGGUCUGUCCCGCCUGGCUGUGUCCUGCUACAAGGACAUAGAGUCUCUGAUGUCGGAAGGAAAUAAAUCUCGCACCGUGGCCGCCACAAAUAUGAAUGAAGAGAGCAGCAGAUCUCACGCUGUGUUCAACAUCAUCCUCACACACACACUCAUGGACCUACAGUCUAAGACGAGCGGGGAGAAGGUGAGCAAGCUGAGUCUGGUGGAUCUGGCUGGCAGCGAGAGGGCAGCCAAGACCGGAGCAGCGGGGGAGCGGCUGAAAGAAGGGAGUAACAUCAAUAAGUCCCUCAGCACUCUGGGUCUAGUUAUCUCGGCCUUGGCUGACCAGGGAGCAGGGAAGAACAGGACCAAGUUUGUUCCUUACAGAGACUCUGUGCUGACCUGGCUGCUCAAGGACAGCCUGGGAGGGAACAGCCGCACAGCCAUGGUCGCCACCAUCAGCCCUGCCGCGGACAACUACGACGAGACGCUGUCCACCCUGCGUUACGCCGACAGGGCCAAGAGCAUCGUCAACCACGCCGUGGUCAACGAAGACCCCAACGCCAGGAUCAUCCGACAGCUCCGAGAGGAAGUGGAGAAACUGAGGGAGCAGCUCACCAAGGCUGAGUCUAUGAAGGCCCCCGAGCUGAAGGACAGGCUGGAGGAGUCGGAGAAACUCAUCCAAGAAAUGACAGUCACCUGGGAGGACAAACUCCAGAAGACUGAGGCUAUUGCGCAGGAGCGCCAGAGGCAGCUGGAGAGUCUGGGCAUUUCCCUGCAGUCUUCUGGGAUCCGAGUGGUGGAUGACAAGUGUUUCCUGGUCAACCUUAACGCUGACCCUGCCCUCAACGAGCUGCUGGUCUACUACCUGAAGGAGCACACGCGUGUGGGCUCGGCCGACUCGCAGGACAUCCAGCUGUGUGGAAUGGCCAUCCAAGCGGAGCACUGCGUCAUCGACAUCACCGAGGACAAAGGCGUGGUGCUCAGUCCUCACCGCAACGCUCGAACAUGUUUGAACGGUGCUGCAGUCACCAGUCCGGUCCAGCUUCAGCACGGGGACAGGAUCCUGUGGGGAAACAACCACUUCUUCAGGAUCAACCUGCCGAGACAUAUGGUCCGCUCCGGAGCUGAGGACGAGGAGAGCGGCGCCAUGAUGAAGACGUGUUUGAGCACAGAGCAGCUGGAGGUGGACUUUGAUGCGUCCAGCGACCUGUCGAGCGAGCUGAGCUUCGGCUACGAGUUCGCUCAGGCCGAAGUCAUGAUGAAAAGCAUGGGCACCAACGACCCUCUGCAGGCGGUGUUACAGACCCUGGAGAGGCAGCACGAGGAGGAGAAGCGCUGUGCCCUGGAGCGCCAGAGGCAGAUCUACGAGCAGGAGCUGCAGCAGCUCCGCCAGAGGCUCACUCCUGAGAAAUCCUCACAAGGCCUGGACCCAGCAGGCACUGCUGUGACAUCACCCAGCUCCAAAAAGCGCAUGCGCCACUGGAGCGAGGACAGAGAAGCCAUGAUGACUCGCAGCCUGCGGCGCCUGAGGGAGCAGAUAGUACGGGCCAACCUGCUGGCGCAGGAGGCCGGCUUCAUUGCCGAGGAGCUCAGCAAGAGGACGGAGUACAUGGUCACUCUGCAGAUACCUGCUGCCAACCUGGAUGCCAACAGGAAGCGUGAUGUAGUACUGAGUGAGCCGGCCAUCCAGGUUCGUCGUAAAAGUAAAGGGAAGCAGAUCUGGGCUCUGGAAAAGCUGGAGAACAGGCUGGUGGACAUGAGGGAACUCUACCAGGAGUGGAAGGACUUUGAUGAAGACAACUCUGUGAUGCGCUCCUAUUUCAAACGUGCCGACCCGUUCUUCGAUGAACAGGAGAACCACAGUCUGAUCGGCGUGGCCAAUGUUUUCCUGGCCUGUCUUUUCUACGACGUCAAGCUGCAGUACGCAGUGCCCAUCAUCAACCAGAAUGGAGAGGUGGCCGGUCGGCUGCAUGUCGAGGUGUGGCGGGGUACAGAGAGCUCUGAGGAGUCUGUACUUCAGCACAGCAACACAGACGGAGAGCCACAGGAGCGCAAACUGGACUGUGUGGUGAACAUCCUCCAGGCCAACGGUCUGCCGCGCCACCUGUCCAACUUUGUCUUCUGCCAGUACCACUUCUGGGGGCAGGACGAGUCGGUGUUCAUCGCUCCAGAGAUGGUGUCAUCCAGCUCGGCCUCCACCUCCAGAGACCCUCAGUGCACUGUGGUCUUCGACAGCGCCAAGGAGUUCUCUGUGCCGGUAUCAGAGGACUUUGUGGACUAUUUGGCAGAGGGGGCGGUGGCCAUUGAAGUGUACGGCCACAAGCAGGCCAACCAUCGGAGGAACCUGGCACUGUGGGACCUAGGAGUGAUUCAAGCCAAGACCCGAACCCUCAGAGAAAGGUGGAGCGAGGUGACGCGCCACCUGGAGAUGUGGGUGCAGCUGAGUGAGCUGAACGAGGCGGGAGAGUUCUGCGCUGUAGAGGUUCUUCCCGCCAAAGACGUGCGUACAGGAGGAGUCUUCCAGCUCCGACAGGGUCAGUCCCGUCGGGUCCAGGUAAAGGUGCGUUCAGUACCGGACUCGGGCACAGUGCCCCUCAUCGCCACCUCUAUUCUCUCUGUAUCCAUCGGAGACGUCAAGAUCCAACAGACGCGUCUCACCAAAGGCAGCGAAUCAAAAUGGGGUGGGGAUGAAGAAAUGGACAGCUACCAGGAGCUAGACCUGGAGAGGAUGAGGGAACAGUGGCUGGCCACGCUCACUCAGAGACAGGAGUAUCUGGACCAGCAGCUACAGAAGAUAGUUUGCAAACCAGAUAAGUCAGAGGACGAUGUGGAGCGGGAGUCCCAGCUGCUGGAAUGUCGCCUGACGCUCACCGAAGAACGCAACGCCGUCCUAGUGCCGUCGGCCGGCAGCGGCAUCCCUGGAGCGCCUGUGGAGAGGGUUCCUGUCCCUGGCAUGGAAACACACAUCCCCGUCCUGUUCCUGGAUCUCAGUGCUGAGGAUUUCCAGGCCAAUCUUUCAGCCCCACUGGCCGGGGGGCUGGAUGCGUUACUCAGUGGGGAGGAGAAGGAUGAAUUCUUUGACCUUCAUAUUGUUAAACGCUAUGAUCCAGAGGUGAAGGUGGAUGCCUCCUGGGACUCAACGGUCCAUAAAUGCCCCCAGCUGAGUCGCGUGAUGUCAGCUGACCAGAGGGUCUACCUGACCGUCAGCACAGUGGUUCAGCUGAGCCACCCGGCCCAGAUGCAGCUGGUACUCAGGAAACGCAUCUGCGUCAACGUCACCGGGAAACAGGGUUUCGCCCAGAGCCUGCUGAAGAAGAUGUCUCAGCGCAGCACCAUCCCGGGCUGCGGAGUCACCUUUGAAAUCGUUUCUAAUAUCCCAGGGGACAUCUAUGGUCCAGAGGACAGGGAGAUGUUGGCCAGGCUGGCUGCCAGCAGCGAGGACGGCCAGUCAGCUGACAGUGAGGCGGCCAUAGAGAAGUACCUCCGCAGCGUCCUGGCUGUGGAGAACAUCCUCACUCUGGACAGACUCAGACAGGAGGUGGCUGUCAAGGAGCAGCUGGCAGUCAGAGGCAAAGCUUCCACACGCUGUCUGAGCUCUCCAAACAUCCAGCAGCUGUCAGCCAACAGUCUGGACCUCUACCCCUCCACUCAUAGACUCAGUGACUUCAAGGGCUGGGAGAGCCACCAGGACCUGUCUCUUGUGAGUCCUUCAUCCAAACACACAGUGCCUAGCUCCGUAUCCCAAAGCCUUCACCCAGAUGCAGUGGAUCCAGGCUUUGCUGUGUCUUAUCUCCCUCCAGUGAAGGCCGUACCCCAGCUGCUGAAGUCCCUGCUUCCUGGGGGGAAGGAAGAUGGUAGAGCCCAGACGGCCGCCCAUCAGCAGAGUUUGCCUCGCAUCGUGGUGCAGUCAGCCAGUGUUGACGAUGACAUGAGCAAACACCAGCAGCCGGUUCCCAUUGGGCAAAUCAUUCCCCCCGACCUCCAAACAGAAGGCCCCAGAUCCGUGCCCCUCCCGCCGCCUUACAUCCCGGGGACAGAAGACUCCACCCACAGCGCGGUGAGCGAGGCCUCGAGCGGGUACAUGUCAGCGUGCAUAUCUACGGCAACGCUGUCGGACGUCUACACACUGAGCUGGGACCUGCCUCCGUCAUCCGGCAGCAGAAGCCACGGCUUCGAGACGGUGCCAGGUGAAGACGAAGAGGACAAUAAUGUGGCACAGUCGGACCCUUACCCUGAGGCUCUCCCUGUGGACCAAUCAGAGACUCAGAAGUCGUUGCUGGUUUUGGACGAUGGGACAGCUGAAGAGAGAACAGACUCGCCACCGUCCAAACAAGACCAUGCCCCUUCAGAUUCAAUCCCAACUCCACAAGAACCAAACCAGUCUCCGUCAGUCAAGUUAAAGGAGCAUGAAGAGCCGGAUUCUGAAUCAGACGCGUCACACCAGAUCAAACAAAAGCAAGACUCAACUACUGGCCAUAUUGGAUCAGAACAGGUAGACAAUUCAGAGCCAGUGAAAGAUUCACUGUUAGUCCCAGAGAAUGAAAACAGACGGACAGGAGAUCCACAGGCAGACCACUCAAAACCAGAAACCCCUCAGACAGAAGAACUCAAGCUAGCUGCUACAGCUGAGACAGAAGCUGACCCGUCACUCCGCUACGAAACGCUGACACAGCCGUCUGUGCAAGAAGGUCAAAGUCAGCAGCAGCCCAAACACGACCAAAAACCCUCUAACAGUGCCCAAGAUCCAGCCCCAAACCUGGUGCCAGUUGUGUGCCAAGUCUUGCUUCCAGCUACUGUCCCAUCUGGAGAUUUGGUUUCUUUAUCGUUGUCUGAAGAACAAGCCACUUCUGAGGCCUCAAACUCAAAUGGAACCUCCACCCAGACUUCAUCCUCAACCACUAAAGAAGUCCGACAGGAAGGCCCUACCAAUGCGUCUAAGAAAGCCACCGUGGCCCCAGGUCCUUCUCUGUCCAGUGUUCCGCCUUCCAAACCGGACGCCUCAGUGGCAAACCCCUUCAAGAUCCACAAAGUGAAGUCUUCAGACCUCCGGUCCUUCCAGCGUAUUGUGGGCGAGGAGGAGGGUAAGCCUGCGCAGGUGGACCGGGCCAGCAGCCUGGGGGCGGGACUUAACCUCUCAGUGCCAACGGAAAACCUGGAAAUGAUCUCCGACUCUGAGGAGGGAGAUGCUGCUGCAGUUCUCCCCGACUGGUUAAAAGAAGGCGAGUUUGUGACCGUGGGGAACAAUAAGAGCGGCACCGUCCGAUACGUCGGACCCACAGACUUUGCAGAGGGUACCUGGGUGGGGGUGGAACUGGAGGUACCAGCAGGAAAGAAUGACGGUUCAGUGUGCGGCAAGCACUACUUCCACUGUAACCCUGGUUACGGCGUGCUGAUAAGGCCAGACAGGGUGAGCAGGGCCAGCGGCAAGCCCCGUCGCCAGCAGCAAAAGCGGCGUAGCGCCAACCUGUCUGGAUCCAGCCCCAACCUGGCAGCCCUCACCGCGCUGGCCAAAGGCGGAGGCGGUGGGGGUGCACCCGGCCGCAGAGGAGAGAACCGCAAGUCGUGGAACACCUGAGACAAACACAUGCCGCAACUGGCUGACAGGACUACAGAGCUCAACAGUGUGGUUCCAGAAGUAAAAAUCCCAUAGGUUCUCUCCAUAAGGAUUUUAGUUUCAUAAGGUCUAAAGGCUCCGAGGCAGACUGACCCGAGCCACGAGGUUGGGAAACUAAAGGUUCUGUUCCUGUAUAAGCUAGAAGUGAGAAUUAAAUCCACCUUAUUUUAAGAAAAACAUGUUUGACUGCCGAUCUUAUGGAGAAAUACUACACUACCCACAAUCCUAAGCGCAACAGCGAUGUCUCUU